Messenger RNA from Agrilus planipennis (emerald ash borer), 1235 nucleotides. RefSeq names its product cyclin-C. Gene Ontology annotation, cellular component: mediator complex; nucleus. Gene Ontology annotation, molecular function: cyclin-dependent protein serine/threonine kinase regulator activity. Lineage: Eukaryota; Metazoa; Arthropoda; Insecta; Coleoptera; Buprestidae. The coding region runs from base 309 to 1109 and encodes 266 amino acids. The record is from RefSeq and is a predicted model, not a curated record. The transcript has 4 exons. Gene Ontology annotation, biological process: positive regulation of transcription by RNA polymerase II.
UUUCAUAUCUAUGAUCAGUGAUUAUGAUUAACUAUGGAGUCUGAUAGUGUCUUACGGACAGCAUAUCUAAUAAAUUGUCAAUUUAAAUUGUAAUUUUAAGAUUUCAAUUAUUUCGAAUCGAAUUGAUUAAUUUCAGUGCUUAUAAUUUUUCAUGAAAAUGGAAGAAAAUCAAAUAAAACACAAUGUCUCUCCCGAGUGAUACCGUUAAGUGACCAUGUUCAAUAAAAUUUAUAUGUACAAUUCUAACCUAUUCGUUAUUAAAUGAGGUUUUAUAUAGAAUCACAAGUAAUUAGUGUAGAAACUUUCCAAUGGCGGGUAAUUUUUGGCAAAGUUCACACCAUCAGCAGUGGCUACUGGACAAGCAAGAUUUAAUACGAGAAAGACAGUAUGACCUCUCUGUAUUAUCAGAGGAAGAAUAUCAGAAAAUAUUUAUCUUCUUUGCAAGUGUAAUUCAGAGUUUAGGGGAACAGUUAAAAUUAAGACAGCAAGUAAUUGCUACAGCAACUGUAUACUUCAAAAGAUUUUAUGCUAAGAACUCAUUGAAAUGUAUUGAUCCCCUUCUGUUAGCACCAACUUGUAUAUUUUUAGCAUCAAAAGUAGAAGAAUUUGGUGUUAUUUCUAAUUCUAGGUUGUUAACAACUUGUCAGACAGUCAUAAAAAACAAAUUUGCAUAUGCAUAUAAUCAAGAAUUCCCAUACAGAACUAAUCACAUAUUGGAAUGUGAAUUUUAUUUAUUGGAAAAUUUGGACUGUUGUUUAAUUGUGUAUCAACCUUAUCGUCCUUUGCUGCAAAUGGUUCAAGAUCUGGGUCACGAAGAACAACUUUUAACUUUAGCCUGGAGAAUCGUUAAUGAUUCACUACGUACUGAUGUUUGCCUGCUUUACCCACCUUAUCAAAUAGCUAUUGGUUGCCUGCAAAUUGCUUGCGUUAUUUUACAAAAGGAUCAUAAGUCAUGGUUUGCAGAACUUAAUGUAGAUAUUGAAAAAAUACAAGAAAUAGCACGGUGCAUUAUAAAUUUAUAUGAAUUAUGGAAACAAUACGACGAAAAAAAGGAGAUUCAGGGGUUAUUAAAUAAAAUGCCAAAACCAAAACCCGCUCCUCAACGGUAGAGGAGGCUACUGAAACGUCUUCACCAUUUCUAGCUUCUAUUUUCUUCUUUUCUGUUAUUAUUGAAGAAAAUUUCUUUAAAAAAAAACAGUUAUUUGUAUUUUAGUUUUGAACAAGAUUUAAAGUAC